AUGAAGAGGCUUUAUUUUGUGGAGCCUGUGGUGGCUCUUUAUGCCUUCUCCAGUUUUCUUAGUUACCCUUUGGUGCAGCAGUUUGUGUACCGACGACUCUGGGAACAGCUGACAAAUACGCCCUACCCCGUAUCUCAGGACAGCUCCAGUUGUGCAGGAAACAACAGCAGCAACCAUUCCAGCUUCCAUGAGGAGGUACAACGGGAUGCGUCGCUCUUCUCCCUCUACACCCAGCUCUUCACCGUAAUUCCCUCGCUUAUCGUCACUUUCUUGCUGGUCACUUACAGCGACUGGGGUGGACGUAAGAUGACCAUCAUCAUGCCACUCAUCGGCAUGUUGCUCUACACCCUGUUCUUUCUGGCCAUUUCCUUCUAUGAGCUCAACAUCUACCUGCUCAUCGCCACGUCUUUUCUCAGUUCUCUGUUUGGAGGUCCGGCAACGUUUCUCGGAGGCUGUUUUGCCUACGUCGCAGACCUGUGCAAGGACAGUCGUCAAAACAUGGUGCGCAUGGCCAGGUUGGACAUGAUGAUCGGUCUGUUGACCGGGGUGGCUGCAGUGUCAACAGGCUACUUCCUGAAAGCUGCGGGCUUUAACUGGCCCUUACUGACCUCUGCUUUAUUUCAAUGUUUGAAUUUAUCCUACGCAAUUUUUGUUCUAAAAGAGACUGUAACAAAAGCGCCGCACGGCGCUGUGCUGGUCGGAGAGAGUUCUCCGAGGAGGUCUGGGCUGAAACGGAUGAUCUUCGGAGUUUAUGAGAUGUUUAAAAAUACCAGGGGCAAGAGUAGAGUGGUUCUGAUCCUCCUGAUACUGAUCUUCACCAGCUACAACAUGGCUUACGCGGGUGGGAUGUCCUUGAUGACUCUGUUUGAACUCAACGAACCACUGUGCUGGACUGAGAUUCUGAUUGGUUAUGGCUCAGCCUUGUCCACCACGGUGUUCCUGGUCAGUUUUGGAGGAGUGUUUCUAUUCACCUACUGUAGAAUGCCUCCGCUGUACAUAGUCCUGAUUGGGAUCCUGUCUGCGGUAAUCAGCAUGGUCCUGAUUGCGUUCACUAAAACCACUCUGAUGAUGUUUUUAGUACAUGUACCCUUGUUUUUGUCCAUCAUGCCUUUUCCUGUCUUGCGCGCGAUGAUGUCAAAGAUCAUCCCCGGAACUGAGCAGGGAGCCCUGUUUGCUUCUCUCUCCUGUUUGGACUCGUUAACUUUCAGUGUGUCCAGUACAAUCUUCAACAGUGUGUAUGCUGCCACCGUGGGCUGGUUCUCUGGGUUCUCCUUCCUGCUGUCUGCAGGGCUCUGUGCCAUCCCGCUCUUUAUCCUGGGAGUGGUGGGUGUGAUCGGGGUAGAUGUUCUUAAAGAGGAGGGGCAACCUGUGGCCAGUCUAGAGGAUGAGAAUGAAAACAGUCCCGUUCCCAACUGA
Molecule: messenger RNA, 1416 nt
Organism: Cynoglossus semilaevis (tongue sole)
Lineage: Eukaryota; Metazoa; Chordata; Actinopteri; Pleuronectiformes; Cynoglossidae
Product: solute carrier family 46 member 3
Exons: 5
Coding region: 1-1416 (471 amino acids)
Biological process (GO): vacuolar transmembrane transport
Cellular component (GO): lysosomal membrane
Molecular function (GO): transmembrane transporter activity
Source: RefSeq, a predicted model, not a curated record